GGUGGACUUGGUGGCGCCCAAGCAUUUGCAAGCUCAGUAAAACUCGUAAAUUUGCUAAAGAAGCAAAGGGAAUCAAAUAGACCCUAUGGAGCAAUAUGUGCAUCACCAGCUUUAGUCCUGGAGCCACACGGGUUACUCAAGGGCAAAAAGGCCACAGCCUUUCCUGCAAUGUGCAACAAGCUGUCAGAUCCAAGUGAGGCAGAGAACAGGGUUGUGGUUGAUGGCAAUCUCAUCACUAGCAGAGGACCAGGAACAGCCAUGGAGUUUGCACUGGCAAUCACAGAGAAGCUGUUCGGGCGGAAGAACGCAAUAGAGCUUGCAAAAACGAUGGUUUUUGUACGUCCAUAG
Molecule: messenger RNA, 348 nt
Organism: Ilex paraguariensis (yerba mate)
Lineage: Eukaryota; Viridiplantae; Streptophyta; Magnoliopsida; Aquifoliales; Aquifoliaceae
Source: the annotation of a GenBank genome assembly